Molecule: messenger RNA, 213 nt
Organism: Exophiala viscosa
Lineage: Eukaryota; Fungi; Ascomycota; Eurotiomycetes; Chaetothyriales; Herpotrichiellaceae
Exons: 2
Coding region: 1-213 (70 amino acids)
Source: RefSeq, a predicted model, not a curated record
AUGUCUGCACCCAACGCAGGUCGUCAAUCCCCAGAGCCGGAGACCCAGACCGGUGCCCAACAAGGAGAUCAUCCCGCUCAACCCGGUAGCGGAAAGAUCGAUGAGUCCAAGGGGAAAGAUGAGGGCAAAGAUGACCAGCUCUCCGGCCUGUCGAGCAACCCAAAGCACGUCCUUCAGGAACAUUCCGAUGCCUCAACUUCGAAGACGACAUGA